This is a messenger RNA of Lolium perenne, 2122 nucleotides long. RefSeq lists its product as uncharacterized. The record is from RefSeq and is a predicted model, not a curated record. Lineage: Eukaryota; Viridiplantae; Streptophyta; Magnoliopsida; Poales; Poaceae.
GACUAAACACAACGCACGCACACAGCUAGCCUAGACCGAACGAAGAAGGGAAUACCGGCGGCGCGACUCGGCGGCGCGACCCUCCCGCGGCCAUCUGCCGGCGGCGCGCCUCCCGGCGGCGGCUUCCCCUCCUCCGUGCCCUCCUCCAUGAACUAAUUUUCCCAAAAAACAAAGCCAAAGAUUGGCAGAACAAGCAGAAGCCCUCACGGUCACGGCUGGCUCGGAAGUGAAACAAAUCCUGUAUCCCCUUCCCGGCUCGUGUCCUGCGCCGCCGACCGCCGAUUCCUCUCUUCGCAAGCGCAGGAGCAGGGGAGAAGAGGCGUCCGGUGCUGUCCUCCUUCCUCCGAACCCACGCCGCAUCGAAGACGGAGGAACUCCUCCCGUGGGGAGGUCCGACACCACCCAGCACCCCCACCCACUUCGACUCGGCGCCGCCCCGUCCCCGUCGCCGCCCUCUCUGCUGACCUCUGCCUCCUCUGCUGCCGGGAUAAUGGCUCAUCGCGGACACUCAGAUGGACGGAUCUCCCAAACUCCAGGCCUAAUGCGCCAUGGUGCAUUCUCUACAGCCAGCCUCUCUGCCCGCCAACCUUUAGAGCCUUCUCCUGCCACCAUUUUGGAGAUUCUGGAGAACAAGCUUGCCGCGCUGACCGGAGAGGCAGAAAAGCUUAUCAGAGAGAAUCAGCGAUUGGCAUCAAGCCAUGUGGUUUUGAGACAGGAUAUUGUUGAAACUGAGAAAGAAAUGCAAAUGAUUCGCAGCCACCUAGGUGAUGUCCAGGUAGAGACUGAUAUGCACAUAAGAGAUUUGGUGGAGAGAAUCAGAUUAAUGGAGGCAGACAUACAGGCUGGUGAUGCAGUGAAGAAAGAACUUCAGCAAGUGCAUAUGGAGGCAAAGCGGCUUGUUUCUGAGAGGCAGAGGUUUACUUCUGAGAUAGAGAUACUGACUAAAGAGAUACAGAACUUCCCUGUUGACAAUAGUAACCUUCCUGAAUUGGUUGCGGAGCUAGAUGGGCUACGGAAAGAGCAUCACAAUCUAAGAUCUGCGUUUGAGUAUGAAAAAAAUACAAACAUCAAGCAAGUCGAGCAGAUGCGGACAAUGGAAAUUAACUUGAUAACCAUGACUACAGAGGCUGACAAGUUACGAGCUGAUGUGGCAAAUGCUACAAACCGAGCACAUGGAGCACAUGUGACAGCUCCACAGCCUGGGACUGCACAAGCUGCAGCGGCGUCAGCAGCCACAAAUCCGUAUGCAAAUGCAUAUGCCAAUCACCCCUCCGCAUAUCAGCAAGGGACUCCUCAAGCAGCAGCAUAUCAGCAAGGGACUCCUCAAGCAGCAGCCUAUCAGCAAGGGACUCCUCAAGCAGCAGCCUAUCAGCAAGGGACUCCUCAAGCAGCCGCAUAUCAGCAAGGAACCCACCAAACGGCGGCGUAUCAGCAAGGAACCCACCAAGCUGCGGCAUAUCAGCAAGGAAAUCCCCAAGCUGCAGGAUAUCAGCAAGGAAACCCCCAAGCUAUGGCAUACCAGCAUGGGGCAUAUCAGCAAGGAACCACACAGGCUGGAGCAUAUCAGCAAGGAACCCCACAAGCUGGAGCAUAUCAGCAAGGAACCCCGCAAGCUGGAGGAUAUGCUUACCCAACCGCUUAUGACGCCAAUGCUUACCAGAUGCAUGCUAAUGCAUAUGCGGGCUAUUCUGGCUAUCCAGUUGCAGGGUAUGCACAGCCUGGUUAUCCCGGCACGUACGCCACACCUCAGCAUCCAACAACCAGUGGCGCGGCUACUGAUGGCACAAACGCGUACGGUGCGGCUGCUAGCACGGGGUAUCCUGCUCCGCCGGUUCAGGCAAGCAGUGGAGCUGCUAACACGGGACAGGCACCACCAGCUCCCUAAUCCCUAUCCUGCAACGUAUGACCCUACAAGUGGAGCCCAGAGGUGAAAGCCGGGGUUGUAACAUGAAUGAUUGUCUCUGUGCCAUGCACAUUUUAUCAGACAAUGUCAUGGUUGUUUUUUCCCUUAUGUACAUUCACUACCAUAGCUUUAUGGAAACUGUUUAGUCUUUAAGAAGUUGCACGGUGAAUUGCAGUUUAUAGUCUGAGGCUGGAAUUGACGGGCGCAAUUGUUGGUUAA